Messenger RNA from Eptesicus fuscus (big brown bat), 710 nucleotides. RefSeq names its product transmembrane protein 238 (gene TMEM238). Bases 52 to 588 code for a protein of 178 amino acids. The transcript is spliced from 2 exons. Lineage: Eukaryota; Metazoa; Chordata; Mammalia; Chiroptera; Vespertilionidae. The record is from RefSeq and is a predicted model, not a curated record.
CCGGCCGGGCGGUACCCGGAAAACUCCCGGCCGGAGCCAGCGCGGCGAAGCAUGGCCAUGGCGGCGGCGCCGGCCGUGUGCGUCUCGCCGGGCCCCCCGCCCGGUGCCGCGUCCCCGCCGGCCGGCGCGCCCGCGCCCUCGUCGGGCCUGGGCCGCUGCCGGAUGGCGCUGCUGCUGGCCGUGGCGCUGGACGUGGCGGGCAUGGCGGCGCUGCUGACCGGCGUGUUCGCGCAGCUGCAGGUGCGCGGCCGCGACUUCGGCGACCUGCUCAUCUACUCGGGCGCGCUGCUCGUCUUCAUGAGCCUGCUGGGCUGGAUCCUCUGGUACACCGGCAACAUCGAGAUCUCCCGCCAGGAGCUCGAGCGCGACUACGGCCUGCGGCCCUCGGCGCUCGCCCGCCUGGCGCGCAAGCUGUCCCGCCGCUGGUCGGCGCCCGCCGCCGCCGCCGGCCCGCGAGCCGCGCCCGGAGCCCGGGGAGCCUGCCGGGCCCCCCGCGCGCCCCCGCCCGGCGCCGGCUCCCGCCGCGUGCGCCUGCAGCUCGCCACGCUCGAGGCCGCGCCCGGGGCGACGGGCGCCGGCACCGAGUGAGCCCGAGACAGAGCCAAGGAUGCACCUGUGAGGACCGGACGGAGACGCAGCUGCCCCCCACCCCGUGGCCGCCAGGAUGCUCCCCGCGCUCCUUUGUCCCCCGCAUAAAGGACUGCCCCCCA